AUGACACGCCAACUUCAACGCGAGGAAUAUACUGUGGGAUGGGUUUGCGCUUUGGAUGUUGAGUUAGCGGCUACCCAGGAGAUACUCGACGAGGAGCACAAAGACCUUGAGCAGAAUGAGCACGAUGACAACCAGUACUCACUCGGGCGCAUCGGAGAGUAUAAUAUUGUCAUUAUUUACCUACCUAUAGGCUUAAUCGGUAGUAACCCUGCUGCAACGGUCGCGACGCAAAUAAGAUCGACGUUUACGUCAAUACGAUUUAUCCUCAUGGUCGGUAUUGGAGGAGGUGUUCCAAGCGCUGAGGUGGAUAUUCGACUAGGGGACGUGGUAGUAAGUCAGCCACACAAAAGAAAUGGUGAAGUAAUACAAUAUGAUUUCGGCAAGACGACCCCCAGCGGAUUUCAACACAUAGGAUUUCUCAAUUCCCCACCCGCGAUACUACUAAAAGCAGUUACAAACCUACGCGCGAACCACAUUCGAGCAGAAGGCAAGUUCUUAGAAUACAAUUCUAUACUUCACCGCCUUCCGAAAUUUACACGCGAGGCCGCAGGGCCUGAUGUAUUAUUCCAUGCGACCUACGACCAUAAAGGGGGUUCAACAUACCAACAUUACAAACUAGAGAAGCAGGUAAAUCGGCAACCAAGGGGAAAGGAUAUAUCCGUGAUUCACUAUGGGAUAAUUACCUCCGGCAAUCGGGUCCUGAAAGACGCCGCCGAGAGAGACGGAGUGAGCGGAGAGCUCGGAGGUGUGCUAUGUUUUAAGAUGGAGGCAGCGGGCCUAAUGAAUAGCUUUCCGUGUCUUGUCAUGCGGGGAAUUUGCGACUACGCCGACUCUCAUAAGAAUAAGAUCUCAUAA
Messenger RNA from Cladophialophora psammophila CBS 110553, 855 nucleotides. RefSeq lists its product as uncharacterized. The record is from RefSeq and is a predicted model, not a curated record. The transcript has a single exon. Gene Ontology annotation, molecular function: catalytic activity. Bases 1 to 855 code for a protein of 284 amino acids. NCBI's taxonomy places the organism in Eukaryota, Fungi, Ascomycota, Eurotiomycetes, Chaetothyriales, Herpotrichiellaceae. Gene Ontology annotation, biological process: nucleoside metabolic process.